Desarmillaria tabescens is the source of this 2427-nucleotide messenger RNA. RefSeq names its product polyadenylate binding protein. Lineage: Eukaryota; Fungi; Basidiomycota; Agaricomycetes; Agaricales; Physalacriaceae. The transcript has 8 exons. Bases 158 to 2158 code for a protein of 666 amino acids. Gene Ontology annotation, cellular component: nucleus; cytosol; ribonucleoprotein complex. The record is from RefSeq and is a predicted model, not a curated record. Gene Ontology annotation, molecular function: poly(U) RNA binding; poly(A) binding; mRNA 3'-UTR binding.
CUAAAAAGCCGAUAAAAAACAUAAAAACCCUUUUUUAUCACAAGCGGUUGUCUUGUUGCUCCUCCUGUUCGCAGAAAAGUUCAUAUAGCAGUAACGACCCCAAAAUCUCUCAAAAAACCCAAAUUUUAUUUGCUUGCAAAAAAAGAAACUUUCCAUCAUGUCCACUCCUGCUGUCAUUGAAGCCGUUGCCCCCGUUCCCGAAGCAGUCCAGCCUGCUGUCGUCGCAAUGCCUACUCCAGCGCCCGCCACUCCAAGUUACGCCCCCCAAACGACUUCGUCGACUCCGAGCGCUUCGCUCUACGUCGGAGAACUAGACCCUACUGUCACGGAGGCUAUGUUAUUCGAGAUCUUCAAUAUGAUUGGCCCUGUCGCCAGCAUCCGUGUGUGCCGUGAUGCUGUUACACGUCGCUCCCUUGGCUACGCCUACGUUAAUUAUCUCAACACCGCUGAUGGUGAGCGUGCUCUCGAGCAGCUCAAUUAUUCAUUGAUCAAAAACCGUGCAUGCCGUAUCAUGUGGUCUCAGCGUGAUCCUGCCCUUCGCAAGACUGGCCAAGGCAACAUUUUCAUCAAGAACCUUGACGAACUAAUUGACAACAAGGCUCUUCAUGACACCUUCGCCGCUUUCGGGAACGUCUUAUCUUGCAAGGUCGCUACUGAUGAACAAGGCCGAUCGAAGGGGUAUGGUUUCGUGCACUACGAAACCGCAGAGGCCGCGGAGAGCGCCAUCAAGGCCGUCAAUGGCAUGCUUCUCAAUGACAAGAAGGUGUACGUCGGACACCACAUCUCUCGCAAGGAACGUCAAUCCAAGCUCGACGAGAUGAAAGCCCAAUUCACCAACCUCUAUGUCAAGAACAUCUCUCCCGAGGUUACCACCGAGGAUUUUGACAAACUUUUCCAACAAUUCGGUGCGGUCACUUCUGCCGUCAUCCAGACCGAUGAGGAGGGCAAGAGCAAGGGUUUCGGAUUUGUCAACUUCGAGACUCACGAAGCUGCUCAGAAGGCUGUCGAGACCCUUCACGACACUGAGCUCCACGGUCAGAAGCUCUUCGUUUCCCGUGCCCAGAAGAAGGCAGAACGUGAAGAAGAGUUGCGCAAGUCGUACGAGCAGGCUAAGAUGGAGAAACUUAGCAAGUACCAGGGUGUCAACCUGUACAUCAAGAAUUUGGAGGACGAUGUCGAUGAUGACAAGCUCCGUGCCGAGUUUGAGCCUUUCGGUACUGUCACGAGCUGCAAAGUUAUGCGUGACGACAAGGGGACUUCUAAAGGCUUUGGCUUUGUGUGUUAUGCAUCUCCUGACGAGGCCACCAAGGCUGUCGCCGAGAUGAAUAACAAGAUGAUUGGUUCGAAACCCCUCUACGUCUCGCUUGCCCAGCGCCGUGAAGUCCGCAGGCAACAGCUGGAAAGUCAGAUUGCUCAGCGAAACCAGAUCAGGAUGCAGCAGGCCGCGACUGCUGGUAUCCCCAGUGGGUAUAUGAAUGGGCCGAUGUACUACCCACCUGGUCCUGGGUAUCCUCCUCAAGGUCGUGGCAUGAUGGGAUACGGUCAGCCUGGAAUGUUACCACCCCGUCCUCGCUAUGCCCCCACCAAUGGGCAAGUUCCCGGUAUGCCCCUUCCUGCGCCUUACGGCCAGCCACCCCCCCAGGGCUACGGCAUGCCAGGCUACCCUGGAGGGGGUCGUGGCGGUGGACCUCGUCCUGCUGCAGGUCGUACUUCGCCUCCCAUGCCCGCUGCACCUCUCCCUCGUGCCAACGGUCCCCCGCCUGUCAAUGGCAAUGUUCGUGCUCCCGGUGCACCUCAAGGCCCGCCCCGCCCUCCUGCUGCAGCCCCGGCCCCUGCUGGCCGUGCACCACCCCAACAACAGGGUUACAAGCUUAACCCUCAGACUCGUAAUGCUGGUGCAGCUGUUCAGCCCGCUCCUCCCGUCCCUGACGCGACUUCUGCGCUUACCCAAGCUGCUCUUGCAAGCGCGUCGCCGAUGGAGCAGAAGCAAAUGCUCGGUGAAGUUAUCUACAUGAAGAUUGCGGCCUCUCAGCCCGACUUGGCAGGCAAGAUUACUGGAAUGUUGCUCGAGAUGGACAACGCCGAGUUGCUUCACUUGUUGGAAAACAACGAUGCGAUGAACAGCAAGGUCAAUGAAGCCCUCUCCUGUUCUCCAUGACUACACCGUCAAGGAAGAGUAAGCUGUGCCUGUCGCACUAUCUUUGGACCGCUUUUGGAUCCGUCCUUUCGUUUUGUUUGAUGUCAAUCUUCCCCACCCCCGCACUCGCCUGUUUUGAUACGUUUCGUUGAUCAUCUUGACCUUCCAUGUCUUGGGCCCUCUUGUACAUCAUCGUCAUAUGCUGUUCUAGGGUUUGGGUGUGUGUCGUUUCUUCCAUAUGUACUUUUUAGACAGGAACAGAGGUGAACAACUGCUGCUUUAUGAUUACG